AUGGAGUGCGGGCGACAGGUGGCCAACUUUGGGGCCGGGCCGGCGAAGCUGCCGCGCUCCGUAUUACUAGAAGCACAGAAAGAGUUGGUGGACUACAAAGGACUUGGUAUUAGUGUUCUUGAAAUGAGCCAUCGGACCUCGGAUUUCUCAAAAAUUAUAAAUUCAGCUGAAAAUCUCCUGCGUGAAUUGCUAAAUAUACCAGAAAACUACAAAGUUAUUUUUCUCCAAGGAGGUGGUUCUGGUCAGUUCAGUGCAGUCCCACUAAAUCUUAUUGGCCUAAAGGAGGGAAGACAUGCAGAUUAUGUGGUUACUGGAGCUUGGUCAGCAAAAGCAGCUAAAGAAGCAGAGAAGUAUGCCAAAGUGAAUAUUGUCCAUCCUAAACUGGCAACCUAUACAAAAAUUCCUGACCUGAGCACUUGGAAUCUCAAUCCAGAUGCAUCUUAUGUCUAUUACUGUGCUAAUGAAACUAUUCAUGGGGUAGAGUUUGACUUUGUACCUGAUGUCAAAGGAGCAAUUUUGGUUUGUGAUAUGUCAUCAAACUUCCUGUCCAAACCUGUGGAUGUUUCUAAGUUUGGUGUGAUUUUUGCUGGUGCUCAGAAGAACGUUGGCUGUGCUGGAGUUACUGUUGUAAUAGUCCGUGAGGAUUUGCUAGGAUUUGCACUGAAAGAAUGCCCCGUAGUACUGGAUUACAAAACACAAGCAACAAAUGACUCUUUAUAUAACACUCCACCAUGCUACAGCAUCUAUAUCAUGGGAUUGGUACUGGAAUGGAUAAAGAAUAACGGUGGGGCUGCAGCUAUGGAUAAACUUAGCUCAAUCAAAUCACGAAUGAUUUAUGAUAUUAUUGACAAAUCCAAUGGAUUCUAUGUAUGCCCAGUGGAGAAAAAGAACCGAAGCAGAAUGAAUGUCCCCUUUCGCAUUGGCAGUAUCAAGGGCGAUGAAGUCCUCGAAAAGAAAUUCCUUGAGAAGGCUGUGGAGCUUAACAUGAUAUCCCUGAAAGGACAUCGAUCUGUGGGAGGAAUCCGUGCCUCUUUAUAUAAUGCGGUGACUGUAGAAGAUGUUCAGAAGCUUGCAGCGUUCAUGAGAAGCUUCAUGCAGAUGCAUCAGUCAUAAAUGCUUGAGGGCUAGAACCAUGCUGCACACCUAUGAAGUAAAAGCUAGAGGGUUUGAAAAUUACUGUGGUACUGCACAGCUGUAGCGCACAAGUUAUAUUGUCUUUUAGUUUUUGGAGCUCUUUUAGUUAACUCUGUGGGAUUGAGGGCCCAAUCUUACAGUGACUUGGACAACUUUUACUUCUAUUUGAAGGUGAGGAUCCUCAGACCAAUCAAGACUGGUUCCAAAAUUUGUAAAGCACACCACUUAAUUUGUAGUUAAACUGUGAGCAGCACUGAAAGAUGCUGUGGAUCUGAUUCUGACCUUAGAUAUGCUGCUGUAAUGCUCUAUUGAAAUUCAUAGAGUCACUUUUUGUUCAUAUAGAUACAACUAGAAUAAGAAUCUAUCCUACGAUUUGAAAAAUCUUUUGCUUCUGUAUUUCUUGUUUCUACAGUUAAAAAUAACUUCUUUAAAGAUACUGUGUUCUCAAUAAAUUUAGGAAGGCAAAACCUGAUAAGCCUUCCAUAGAGCUUCAUAAAUACUGUAUGACUGCACAAUGAGGCUAGAGCUGAGGUUAAGUGUUCUCUAAGGAUAUCUAGUUGGUUUAUCAGAUAUAUUCUAACUGUACCUCAUGAGCAGUUCUCAGAGGAGCUAGUAUCUACAUUCUUGACUUCAGGUCUUUGCAUUUAGAUGUUUGCUCCCAUGCAUGAAACGCUAUCAUGAGUCCUAUGUAGUAGUACCCAUUACUGUAGUUAAUGUCUAUAGGAGCAGGCCUGUUUUUUUUUUUGGGGGGGGGAUGUUGCCAUUCAUAGGUUUAAAGUUAAGAUGCAUGAGUUAGUAGUGAAAUCAAUUUAUAAGAUGUUUAUUUCUCUAUGCAUUUUAUAUUUUAAACUUCUUUAGGUUAUCAAUUUUAUAUUCUUAUUUUGGACUGAUACUCCUAUCAAAAGGCUUUUACUUUAAUUUGGUAACCUUACAUCAAACUGGACUGCUAUGUUCAGUUCAAUGAACAUGAGACUUUCUCUGCGCUGACUUCUUAGACCAAAGUGCCACAGAUUUUCUUGCCUGGCACUCCUUAAAUGUCUUUCUUCUCUUAAUUGUUCUACUGUUUUCUUUGCCUUUUCAUUGAUUGAUAUGUGUUGCCUUUGUAUGUGGGGCUCUGCCUUACUCUAGCUGAUGUAAAUCUUUACUUCUCUUCCUUUUCCUUACAUUAGAUCACAUUUUAGGUCCAACUUUCUCACUUUAUCUUCCUGGCUUACUCCAGACUUUGUAUAACUUCAGUUCCUUACUCCAGAAUAUCAAAGAUCUUUAGAAGAUCUUAUAUUGUAAUACCCGUUUUGAGAAUUAUCUUUCCUUUCCAGGCUGUGGAUUAUACUACCAAUGACAAUAUUUUGACAUUAACCUGCUAUUUUAACUCACAUAACGUUGGACAUUAUGCAGCUGGUUUCAGAUUGUAAUCCCUUUGGGACAGGACUGAGCCUUUCUUUGCUUUUCAUGUAAUACCAGAACAGUGAUGAAGCUUUAAUAAUAUUAGUGAUGAACUGUUCCUUUCAUCUUCAAUUGGAACCUCACAGCAAGUCAGUGGAGCUGCAGUGGGGGUGCAUUACAUUCCUUUUUGAAAAGUCAUUGUUUUAUGUCUGCUGUUUUGAGAUUUCUAUGUCUAUUUUGUUUAAUUAUUUGUGUUGCACUAAUCAGGUGAACAAAAUAAAAGACUUGCCACAGCAUGCUGUGAAGCAUCAA
Messenger RNA from Rhea pennata, 2829 nucleotides. RefSeq names its product phosphoserine aminotransferase 1 (gene PSAT1). The coding region runs from base 1 to 1113 and encodes 370 amino acids. The record is from RefSeq and is a predicted model, not a curated record. The transcript has 9 exons. Gene Ontology annotation, molecular function: pyridoxal phosphate binding; O-phospho-L-serine:2-oxoglutarate transaminase activity. Gene Ontology annotation, biological process: L-serine biosynthetic process. NCBI's taxonomy places the organism in Eukaryota, Metazoa, Chordata, Aves, Rheiformes, Rheidae. Gene Ontology annotation, cellular component: cytoplasm.